CGGGGGUCCGCCUAUGGUACUCAGCCAAGAACCAGUCAGUCACGAACUGAGCUGCUUCUCCCCACACUAUCUAAAGGUUUCGUGGCUCAAGAAUCAAAUAAAAGUUAAAAUUGCAAAUCAGUUUGGAAAUGAGAUUCAUCACCCCAUAAAUUGAGUCAUAUAUUAUUAUAGUAUUAGUAUUUGUGAAAAUGGCUCUUCACCUAACUUCCCUUUCUCCCUUCACCGCCACCACCAGCCUCUCUUUCUCUUCCACAAAUAUGAGCUGGCCACGGCGCACAAAAGCGAUACGGCUGGUGGCGUGUAGCAAUGCCGCGGUGUCUAGAUACGGCCGAGUUGCUUAUGAAUAUGAUCCGGAGCUUCGCAUAGUGCUUGAACUAGCCACGGACGCCGAGUUAUAUGAGCUUCAAAGAAUCCUUUUUGGUCCUAGCUACUUUAGUCCCUUGUUAAAGUCUGUAAUGAAUAGAGAUGAUGUGGAGAAUGUGAUGAUUGAAGAAGAUGUUGAGGAGCGAGAAGCUUUUAUCGCAGCUCUUGAAUCGCGUUUCUUAUUCCUUGCAGCAGAUGCCCGCUCAACGUUAAGGGGUUGGAGGCCUUCGUAUAAAAACAUCCUGCUCUCUGUGAGGAAAAAAUUGAAUAUUCCUUGCUCAAGUAAAUUGUCCACUGAAGACCUUGAAGCCGAAAUUUUCCUUCAUCUUUUGAGGGAUUACUCAAGUGAUGAAUCAGGAACUUUUCCGGGCUUAUGGGAAAAUAAUAAUAUUUCCGACAUACAAAAUAGUCUAGAACUGGGACUUAGCCAGUGGAAGGUGCAGGUCAUUGCUGCUGCUAAAGUUGGGGCAGCUGGGUUUCAAUCAAUGAUUUUGAAGGGUGGUGGUAUGCUUACUUUGGCAAAAAUUUAUCAAUUGUUGACGAAGAAAUUGUCUGGAAAGCUGUUUCUGGAAGCGGCCAACUAUUUGAUGAAAAAGGAAGCUCUUAAAAAGGGGGGACAGGUAGCUGCUAUUAAUCUAGAAUCUAGAGCAGCCUUGCUUGCAGCUAAGCAGGGCUUUGCAGGUGCUGCAUCCAGAUAUGUGGGUUUGAGGAGUAUGAUGAGUUUACUUGGCCCACUGUUGUGGGGAACAUUUUUGGCUGAUGUUGUCAUUCAGAUGCUAGGAACUGAUUAUGCCAGAAUCUUGCGAGCUAUCUAUGCAUUUGCACAGAUCCGUAUCACCCGAACAUACCGGUUACCCUGCGAAGAUGACUGAGUAGGUGUUAGAUGUUCAGGAUAUUCCAUGUAUACGUUCUCCAGUAGUAGAAACAGAGCUUUAGUUUGGAAUUGAAGCUCAGUGAUCUUGUAGGUACAUUCAAAUCUAUGAAUGUUUUUACAUCAUAAUAUGUGCAGUUUAGUUGUCCCUUUUACCAGCACCUUUAAGUAGCCGUUUUACAGCUUAACUACAAACAACUUCUGUUUGCACAUUAAUUUUGAAUUUUGUAGUUGGACUGUGGAAAUUGAAGAUACUACUAAUCUUUCAGUGCAACGGAGGACAAGGUUUACUGAUUUACAACUACAACUUAUCUGGCCAUCUAUAGUGUUAGUAACUGCGUUAAGAUUUAAAUGAUUUAUGCUGUAGAAAUUGCAUAAUUAUAAAACCUUAAAAUAGCACCAAUUGUCUAAAUAUUGGAGAGUUUCCUAGGCUGGUUGAAGAAAUUUUUAUGUCUAACAUGCUAUGUCUAAGAGAAGUGGUAUCCUUUAAUCAUGAUGCUACUGAGGAAAGUUCAUCUGUUUUUGUCCAAUAGGCUUAUUGCCUAUUCCAUCAAGGCAAGAUUCCCUUCUGAGCCACCAUCACAUAUAAGCUUUCAGCAACGGAGGAAUAAUAAAAGGUUGAUGAUAUAUGUUCUUGGUCAAAACAUGAUUUUCCUGUUUUCUACUUUUUUUUUUUUUCUGGAAGUAUAUCUUGUGGUAUAAAGAGCAUCUGUACCAUUAUUCUGUUGAUGUAAAAGAAAAAAUGAAGAGGUCAGGACAUACAUAUGCAUCAGUGUCUUAGAUAAGUUAAUUCUAGAAGUUGAUUAAAAAUAAAGAAAUACGGAGCUUGGCGCUCGUGGUUCGGGAU
Molecule: messenger RNA, 2081 nt
Organism: Theobroma umbraticum
Lineage: Eukaryota; Viridiplantae; Streptophyta; Magnoliopsida; Malvales; Malvaceae
Source: RefSeq, a predicted model, not a curated record